Messenger RNA from Microdochium trichocladiopsis, 1148 nucleotides. RefSeq lists its product as uncharacterized. The transcript has 2 exons. The record is from RefSeq and is a predicted model, not a curated record. The coding region runs from base 266 to 982 and encodes 238 amino acids. NCBI's taxonomy places the organism in Eukaryota, Fungi, Ascomycota, Sordariomycetes, Xylariales, Microdochiaceae.
CUCGGGACUUUUACGCCAGCAGCAGCAGCAACAGUACGGACAAACAAGACGCUUCCAACAAAGUAGAGGCUACGUCUCCUCGUCCUCAUCCUCCUCCUCAGCCGACUCGGUAGGCACGGGCAGUGAGGGCAGCAGCAACGGCAGCGGCAAGACCAAGCGCCUCCCGCUGGGCAGCCCGAUCGCCAACGUCGAGGCGCUCGACCACCUCGUGCUAACGGUCAAGUCCCUCGAGGCGUCGAUCCGGUGGUACACGUCGGUGCUGGGCAUGCGGCACGUCAUGUUUGACACGGACGCAGCGUUCUCCUCCCCUUCCCCUUCCUCUUCUGAUGUCACGACGGCCACCGCCACCACCACAUCUUCAUCACCGCCGCCGCCGCCGUCCGGAGCCACCACAAGCCAAGGGCAAUCCCAGCCUGAGAAGCAAAACCAGCAGCAGCAGCAGCGCCGACGCCACGCCCUGUCCUUUGGCAGGAGCAAGAUCAACCUCCACGAGUCCGGGCGCGAGUUCGAGCCCAAGGCCGCCCUCCCCGGUCCCGGCACCGCGGACCUGUGCUUCCUCAUCACCGAGGACGUGGAAGGGCUCCCUGCGCGCUUCGAGGCCGCGGGUGUUGAAGUACUCUGGCAUGACGUUAACCAAAACAACGCCGCUGCUGGGGCCAACAACGACAGCCAGGGCAAGCCACGAAAAGGGGAAGCAGCGCGAGAUCAGGGAGAGGAAGCGAACUCGUCGUCUCCGUCGACCGCCGUCUCCGCUGGGAGUCCCAAGAACGGCAAGGGCAGGACAGCUGUCGUGACACGCACUGGUGCCCGCGGCACGUUGAGGAGUGUGUACCUUCGCGAUCCGGACGGGAAUCUCAUCGAGUUAUCCAACUACAAGACGACACAUGGAAAAGAGAGCGAAGUGAAUGAAGACGAGUACGAGGACAACGUCGACGCCGAAGGAGGGCACGAUGUGGGUGGAGUCGUGCCCACACCAUCAUAAAGCGUAGGUCUAUGUGAGCCUUUCAGUCUUCGGGCGUGACUAGCAAGUCUCCCAAACAUCACGUUUUGAGCUGGUUUCGGCGUAAUGGGUGCCAGAGUGGUCUGGCACAGGCAGUCGGAGCACAGUUGAGAUGGGUCAAUCACACAGCAUAUAGCAAGCUGCCACA